Molecule: messenger RNA, 2391 nt
Organism: Neolamprologus brichardi
Lineage: Eukaryota; Metazoa; Chordata; Actinopteri; Cichliformes; Cichlidae
Gene: klhdc3
Product: kelch domain containing 3
Cellular component (GO): cytoplasm
Molecular function (GO): chromatin binding; protein binding
Source: RefSeq, a predicted model, not a curated record
GAUAACUUCUCGUUCCAUCACGCUUGGUAGGGGCUCUCGGGGGAUAGCCCUGCCUGGCUGCCUGUCUGCCUGUCAACCACAACCGGCUCGAAGCAGAGUGCUGCUACUACCCUUGUUGUGGUCACAGGUUUUAAUGGCCUUAGUUUAAUGGGAACAUCAGAGUGAUGGUCUAAGCGCCCACAGUCACAGAAGUGGGGAAUGUUGCGCUGGACUGUGCACCUAGAAGGAGGGCCACGGAGAGUCAACCAUGCUGCUGUGGCAGUGGGUCACAAGGUGUACUCCUUUGGAGGCUACUGCUCCGGGGAGGACUAUGAGACACUUCGUCAGAUUGAUGUGCACGUCUUCAACACAGUGUCAUUGCGCUGGAUAAAGCUGCCUCCAGUGAGGAUUAUAGGACUUGAACGUGUCCGUGAAGUGCCAUAUAUGCGUUAUGGCCACACAGCUGUGCUGCUGGAUGAUACUAUCUACCUCUGGGGCGGGCGUAAUGACACAGAGGGGGCCUGCAAUGUGCUCUAUGCUUUUGAUGUCAAUACUCACAGAUGGUACACACCCAGGACUUCAGGGACUGUUCCAGGGGCGCGGGACGGCCACUCUGCCUGUGUCCUGGGAAAGGCAAUGUAUAUAUUUGGAGGAUAUGAGCAGCUGGCUGACUGUUUCUCCAAUGACAUCCACAAACUGGAUACCACUACCAUGGUUUGGUCACUAAUUAAUGCCAGAGGAACUCCAGCACGCUGGAGAGACUUCCACUCGGCUACCAUCAUUGGGACAAAAAUGUUCGUGUUUGGAGGAAGAGCAGAUCGUCUUGGUCCCUUCCACUCCAACAAUGAGGUCUACUGCAACAAGAUCAGAGUAUUUGACACAGAGACUAACUGCUGGCUGACCACCCCUUCAACACAGCCACUACCAGAGGGACGCAGAAGUCAUUCAGCCUUUUCCUACAAUGGAGAGCUGUACAUAUUUGGAGGAUACAAUUCUCAUAUGGAACGACACUUCAACGACCUUUGGAAAUUAAAUCCAGAAAACUUCACAUGGAAGAAAGUUGAACCUAAAGGGAAAGGCCCAUGCCCUCGGAGGCGUCAGUGCUGUUGUAUGGUUGGAGAUCGAAUCAUCCUCUUUGGAGGAACCAGCCCCUGUCCAGAGCAAGGAAUGGGAGAUGAAUUUAACCUCAUGGAUCAUUCAGACCUGUAUAUCUUAGACUUCAGCCCUAAUUUGAAGACUUUAUGCAAAAUAGCUGUCAUUCAGUACAGUCUGGAGCAGUCGGGACUCCCACAUGAUAUCAGGUGGGAACUGGCAGCCAUGACAACCAACAGCAACAUCAGUAGGCCCAUCUUCUCCUCCCAUGGCUGAAGAAGCUUAAAAGUGAAGCAGAACCCAGACUCUGUUUCAGGACACUGGGCUUUUAUCUUUCUAAUCAAGGACGGUUUUUGUAUAGUCUGGAUCAGAUUUAUUUUACACAUUCUACAAGUGGAAACUUUUACUGACCAAAACAUCCCGUGUGAGACUCCCUUGGACACCAUCGGCUUUGCCCUGUCUGGGGAUAUUUUAGCCCUUAAGAUGGAAAUCGUUGAUGCCUAUUCACCUUUUUUUUUUCUCUUCUUUCUAGCCUCUCUAGAAAUUCAAUCAGCCUAUGAUAAUCAUAGACUUCUAAUGUUAAGCACAGGAAGAGACAAGAACUUCAGCCAAAGGUUUUGAGAGCCAACCUCUUUGAGGAUUGUCAUCCAGAUGUCACACUCAUACAAGUGUGAACCUUCUGUUUCAAAUGCAAAUGGUUAUUUCACUUGCAGCGUUCCUUUACUUAGCCAUGUGCAACUAUCAGGUUCAUGGGCAGAUAGAGCUGGUGCAUGUUGAAUGAAAGGAGAAGAUUCUUUACCACAAUAUUGGAAUAUGAUCGUUACAAAAUAAGCUGGAUUUCAAUGAUUUGCCAUUUCCCUUCAUUGUAAUUCUGUCAGUACCCUACUUAAGUGGCUACAAUGUGAUUUGCAAGGCAGCCAAUGAAAAUGUCUGCCUUGUAGAGUGGAGCGCUUCUAUCUCCCUGAACCGCAUGCAUCAUUGGGCCUUUAAGAUUUCCCAUACAUUGAAUCACUAAAGGAGGUGUUUUGCAGGAAAUGCUGUAGUUUCACUAAAGGGUUCACCUGCCACCCCCCCUUAAUAUGCUUUACAGUGCCAAACGUGGAAGGGAAUCUUGAUGCAAAGUGUGAGUUUGCAUGUAAGCUAGUGGUCCUCGCCCACCUCAUUUAGUUUACUUGUUGUUAAGGAGAUCAUCUGAUAUGCAUAGUGUAGUUUCUUUUUAGAGACAAUCCCAUAGUUUAACAAUGUGACCCUCUUAUGUUUGUGCAUAAUGACAGGCAAAAUUGCAGAUGUUUUAAAUGCACAAGGGCUGUUAACAGAUUA